CGGGCAUAUAAGGGUACCGCCUUCGCGUGUCUUUCAGCUUUUUCAAAUUUCUUUUCUCGUUGUCGCAGUCAUGUCUGGUCGUGGCAAAGGAGGAAAAGGUCUAGGUAAAGGCGGCGCAAAGCGUCACCGUAAGGUCCUGCGAGACAACAUCCAGGGCAUUACCAAGCCAGCCAUCCGGCGCCUUGCUCGUCGUGGCGGCGUCAAACGCAUUUCUGGCCUCAUCUAUGAGGAGACUCGCGGCGUUCUGAAGGUGUUUCUGGAGAACGUGAUCCGUGACGCGGUCACUUACACGGAGCACGCUAAGCGCAAGACCGUGACUGCGAUGGACGUGGUCUACGCUCUGAAGCGGCAGGGACGCACUCUGUACGGCUUCGCUGAAAACCGUAAUCAACUGCCUUGCUCAAAUCCAUCUUAUAUUAUUGGUCGAUUUCUAUUAUCUGAGGGUCAAGAACCCACUGCCAGUAUCGGACAGUGUGCAAAGGAAAACCAAAGGAGCUCUGUGAGUCCCCAACAGUGCUCAGAAAAGACAAACUUGUCGGAUGAUCUUCAGGGACCCAAAGCCUACACAUUUCCUACCCCUUUCGAUGUCGCGCAGACUGGAAUUCACUGGCAUUUACUUGGAGCUGGUGUACUUGGUGACGGCCUUGGUGCCCUCCGACACCGCGUGCUUGGCCAGCUCCCCGGGCAGCAGCAGGCGCACGGCCGUCUGGAUCUCCCUGGAGGUGAUGGUCGAGCGCUUGUUGUAAUGCGCCAGGCGGGAAGCCUCGCCCGCGAUGCGCUCGAAGAUGUCGUUGACGAAGGAGUUCAUGAUGCCCAUGGCCUUGGAGGAGAUGCCGGUGUCGGGGUGGACCUGCUUCAGCACCUUGUACACGAAGCCACAAUGUCUGGACGUGGAAAACAAGGCGGCAAAGCCCGGGCAAAAGCUAAAACGCGUUCUUCCAGGGCCGGGCUUCAGUUUCCCGUUGGCCGUGUGCACCGUCUGCUCCGCAAGGGCAAUUACUCGGAACGAGUCGGGGCUGGCGCGCCGGUCUACCUGGCGGCGGUGUUGGAGUAUCUGACUGCAGAGAUCUUGGAACUCGCUGGCAACGCGGCCCGCGACAACAAGAAAACCCGCAUCAUCCCGCGCCACCUGCAGCUGGCCAUCCGCAACGACGAGGAGCUUAAUAAGCUUCUAGGUCGCGUGACUAUCGCACAGGGCGGUGUCCUGCCCAACAUCCAAGCCAGGGGUAAGCCGGUUUUCCUAAUCUACUUGCUUCUGAGGCCAGUGAUGGCGCGUACUAAGCAGACUGCCCGGAAAUCUACCGGCGGUAAAGCGCCGCGCAAGCAGCUGGCAACCAAGGCGGCGCGUAAGAGCGCUCCGGCAACCGGCGGCGUGAAGAAGCCCCACCGCUACCGCCCCGGUACUGUGGCUCUGCGCGAGAUCCGUCGGUACCAGAAGUCCACCGAGCUGUUAAUUCGGAAGUUGCCGUUUCAGCGCCUGGUGCGAGAAAUCGCUCAAGACUUCAAGACCGACCUGCGCUUUCAAAGUUCGGCCGUGAUGGCGCUGCAGGAGGCCUGCGAGGCCUACUUGGUAGGGCUUUUUGAAGACACCAACCUUUUGCUUGUGGUCAUGUCUGGCAGAGGGAAAGGAGGUAAAGGCUUGGGAAAGGGAGGCGCCAAGCGGCACCGGAAAGUGCUGCGUGACAACAUCCAGGGCAUCACCAAGCCCGCCAUCCGGCGCCUGGCCCGACGCGGCGGCGUAAAGCGCAUCUCGGGCCUUAUUUAUGAGGAGACCCGCGGGGUGCUCAAGGUGUUUCUGGAGAACGUGAUCCGGGACGCCGUGACCUACACGGAGCACGCCAAGCGCAAGACGGUCACCGCCAUGGACGUGGUGUACGCGCUCAAGCGCCAGGGCCGCACCCUCUACGGCUUCGGCGGCUGAGCCUCAUUCUGGCUUGCUGUUGACUGCUCUCCCACAAAAGGCCCUUUUCAGGGCCACCUCCUUCCUCACACGAAGGGCCGUAACUGCUCACCACGAAGACGUAGGCGAUCCCUGGGGCAAGCCAGCUGCUUCUUAUGAAGAGGUGCAAGUGGACAGGAACUGAGGUCUCCAGCCAACAGACAGAGAGGAGCUGAGGCCUGCCAGGAGCCAUGGAAAAUCCUUGCUCAGAGUCCAGCGCCUCCUUCCUGUCCAGGAUCACCUUCUGGUGGAUCACAGGAGUUGUCUUGAAUCUGCCUGUGCUGGCCAUGUGGUCUCAGACACCAACUGUAUCCCCCAAGUCCAUCACCUUGAAUGUGAUAAACACAUGAGCCACGAGCAGCUUAAAUCUCUGCAGAAGGCUUGGUCUGGGAAAGCUAUACACUGGACUGCUCUUGCUUUAGCUUCAGAUUUGGGUUAUAUUUAUAUAUUUUAUUUGUUGCCUAGACAUCAUGUUCAACCUGACAGAUUUGGGUUUUUUUAAUAUUAGGUAUAGUUAUUGUUGACAUUGUUCCCCUCCCAUCCCCCACUCCUUAGAAAAAUAAUACUGUCUCACCUAGGAAAUAUGGGUUUAAAAAUCACAUGUGCAGGUCAGUAGUAAGGAAACACGCAGAAGCAACCAUUGUCACUGUUUUAGUAUGUCUCCUUCUGGUUUUCUUUUCUUUUUGAGAUGGAGUCUCACUCUGUCUGUCUCCCAGGCUGGAGUCGAGUGGCGCGAUCUCA
Cebus imitator (Panamanian white-faced capuchin) is the source of this 2680-nucleotide messenger RNA. RefSeq lists its product as uncharacterized. Bases 71 to 1921 code for a protein of 616 amino acids. NCBI's taxonomy places the organism in Eukaryota, Metazoa, Chordata, Mammalia, Primates, Cebidae. Gene Ontology annotation, cellular component: nucleosome. Gene Ontology annotation, biological process: nucleosome assembly. The transcript is spliced from 10 exons. Gene Ontology annotation, molecular function: protein heterodimerization activity; DNA binding; structural constituent of chromatin. The record is from RefSeq and is a predicted model, not a curated record.